Messenger RNA from Microbotryum saponariae, 1931 nucleotides. Lineage: Eukaryota; Fungi; Basidiomycota; Microbotryomycetes; Microbotryales; Microbotryaceae. The record is from the annotation of a GenBank genome assembly.
AUGACAACAAUUCAACCGAUCUUGGUAUUGCGACACGUUUACGAGCCCGCCGUGCAGCUGUGCAGAACGGACAACGUGGUCAGCGCGAUGGCCGACCCGACGCUGAGCCCGCCCCACCACCACCUCCUCCUGUGCAAGGGCGCGUGCGCCGGGCUCGAAUCGCGCUCAAACCCCUCAAGCCCCAUGUUUCGAUUCGCGACGACCUCGGCCCCCAGACGGCCGUGUGCACCCACUGCAAGGCUCGGCACUGGGAGUGCGAAAGGUCGAAGUCGACCGGACACUUCAGCACGUACUGCUCGCAGGGCAAGGUACUCCCCCUCCCCAGCCCAAUCUCGAGUAUCGGCAGCUUCUUGAAGGCUCGGAUAGCGGUCAGUUGCUCCGUCCAACAACAUUCGUCUGCAGUAGACCCACAUGCUGAACUGUGCGACAAUCUUCCCCCGACAAUCUUACCACGCACACAGAAGCUAAAGCGUUCCGCGAGAGCGCCCGGUCGUACAACAACGCGUUGUCGUUUACUUCGCUCGCUGCCCACUGGGACCAAACUCAAGUGGGCACGCUAGGACCCCCCGUGUUUCGCGUAUUUGGUCGUCUUUACCAUCGACUCGGCGCCCUGCUCCCUGCCGUGAAUCAACGCCCAGCCUUUGCUCAGACAUGGCUGAUCGACCCGGCCGAGGCCACCAACACACGACUUGGACCCGACAGCGCAGACAAUCGCGUACAAAGAUCUACAUUGACCAAGCUCGAGUCCAUGCUACAAACCGGCAAUCGCUUUGUGAGGGAGUUCGCAUCGGCCAAAGCUCGCGCAGGUUGGGAUACGGCCAAAGAGUGGAUCCUGCGCCUCUGCCUACCACCAGGCCGAGACUGACGCACCCACAACCUUCCUACGUCAAGCACGGAAAUGGCGAUGCUUAUCUGCGAUUCCGACACCAACACGGGAGAUCGUGGACCGCAAGACCUUAUUCUCCAGGUGCACGGCGAUCGAUGUCCCGACGGUCGGCCCAAGUACCAAAUCGUUAGCUCGCUCCAUCCGUCUGCGAUGCCUCUCCGGUACCCCCUACUCUUCCCCGCGGGGGAAGAUGGCUUCCACCCCAACAUUCCUCUUUGCGGGUUCCACCAAGCCGGGCCGCCAAUCGCCAGAAACCGAGAGCAGAUCGACAAUGCUGUCCAAUUGCGCGAGGUACUUGCCGGUCUCGGUCUGGAUGACGAAGACGAAGAGGAGGACGAAGACCGCGACGAUGAGGAUGAAGACGGCGAGGAAGGUGAACGUGAACGUAAGCGUCUUCGACUCUUUCUCACGUCUUCCAUUCUGUUGAGACGCAAGCACAGACUCACAUAGAAUGUUCGAACAUCUAGGACGAUCAACAAGGAAAAGGGGUCGAGGUGGAUCAACCCGAGUCUCGCGUUCUCAAUAUCUUGCAUACUACUUGCACGAACGCGGCGACUACUUCUCAAUCCCACAUGCCACCCAGCGUCUCUUCCUCGAGGUCGUAAUCGACGGAUACUCCCAAGUCGAGACCGAUCGACUUAACUAUAUCCGCUUUCAUCAAGAAAACCUGCGCCUCACCACGGCGCAGGGCAUCACCGACGCCGUUGCCAACGGUUUGACCCCGGAUCAGAUUGGACGUUCGGUGUUAUUGGGGUCGACGUUCAAGAAUAGCCCGCGGGAGGUCACGCAGCGUUACCAAGAUGCGAUGGUGUGUGUUGUCAAAUAUGGGGAGCCUUCGCUGUUCAUCACGGUGACGUGCAAUCCCGACUGGCCGGAAAUCAAGGCUGCACUCGGGCCAAACGACCAAGCAAGCAACCGUCCGGAUCUCAUCGCACGAGUGUUUGAAGCCAAGCUGAACCGACUCUGCGACAACGGUUUUGGCAACAAGCAACGUGCGGGCUGUUUCGGCGUCGUUCUAACGCAUACACACGUCAUCGAGUAUUAA